Molecule: messenger RNA, 1242 nt
Organism: Zonotrichia leucophrys gambelii
Lineage: Eukaryota; Metazoa; Chordata; Aves; Passeriformes; Passerellidae
Gene: ARL4A
Product: ADP ribosylation factor like GTPase 4A
Exons: 2
Coding region: 321-923 (200 amino acids)
Biological process (GO): vesicle-mediated transport; intracellular protein transport
Cellular component (GO): plasma membrane; cytoplasm
Molecular function (GO): GTPase activity; GTP binding
Source: RefSeq, a predicted model, not a curated record
GGAGAGUCGCACGGGCGGCGGCGGCAGGAGAGGAGCGGGAGCGGCACAAGCAGCGUCUGCGGCAGCAGCAGCAGUAGCGGCAGCAGCAGCGACUGCGGGAGAAGCAGCGGGAGCCGCAGCAGUAGCGGGAGCGUCUGCGGGAGCGUCUGCGGGAGCAGCAGUGAGAGCCGCAGCAGAAGCGGCCGCGGAGCAGCGGCAGCGCGUGGCCAUGGGGUGGCGGGCAGCGCGCCCCUCCCCGCGCUGAGGGAGCCGCGGAUCCGAGCGCAGCCGCGGGAGCCGCCUCUGCUCGUGGCAGCCUGCUGUCACCUUCCCUUCUGGCAAUGGGGAAUGGACUCUCGGACCAGACGCCGAUCCUCUCCAGCCUGCCUUCCUUCCAGAGCUUUCACAUCGUCAUCCUGGGGCUGGACUGCGCUGGGAAGACGACGGUGCUCUACAGACUGCAGUUCAAUGAGUUCGUCAACACUGUCCCCACUAAAGGAUUUAACACGGAGAAAAUCAAAGUGACGCUGGGCAACUCGAAGACGGUCACUUUCCACUUCUGGGAUGUGGGCGGCCAGGAGAAGCUGAGGCCGCUGUGGAAGUCGUACACAAGGUGCACCGAUGGCAUCGUGUUUGUGGUGGACUCCGUCGACGUUGAGAGGAUGGAGGAGGCCAAAACAGAACUCCAUAAGAUUACUAGGAUAUCUGAGAAUCAAGGAGUGCCUGUGCUUAUCAUUGCUAACAAGCAGGACCUGAGGAACUCUCUCUCCCUCUCUGAAAUAGAGAAAAUGUUAGCAAUGAGCGAGCUGAGUUCUUCAACGCCCUGGCAUUUGCAGCCUACCUGUGCAAUCAUUGGAGACGGACUUAAAGAGGGACUGGAGAAACUACAUGAUAUGAUAAUUAAGCGAAGGAAAAUGUUGAGGCAGCAGAAAAAGAAGAGAUGAGUUCUUUUUUGACCUUUGUUUUUUAGGGUAGUUACAUGGUCAAAAUUUGACGUAAGACAGCUUCCAAAGCCAGGCCUGCCUGUUUGGAUGCCGUUAAGCUUAGUUACGUUGAACAAUCAGUUGCACAACCUUGCUGUGUACAGGAAGGCUGUGCAGUUGUGGAUUUUUAUUUUUUUUUAACUAGUCUCUUCUGAGUUUUUUUGGCUCUGUAUUAUUUCAGAAGCCCUAAUAGAUGAUGUAAUGCUAUCAGGAAAUGGAUGGGUGGGUAUAUGUGACAUGGAUGUCUAAAUAGCCAAAUAAAACGAGGGUUUUCUGCUUA